Parasteatoda tepidariorum (common house spider) is the source of this 5686-nucleotide messenger RNA. RefSeq names its product calmodulin-lysine N-methyltransferase. Gene Ontology annotation, cellular component: cytoplasm. Gene Ontology annotation, molecular function: calmodulin-lysine N-methyltransferase activity. The record is from RefSeq and is a predicted model, not a curated record. NCBI's taxonomy places the organism in Eukaryota, Metazoa, Arthropoda, Arachnida, Araneae, Theridiidae.
AUUGAAUUUAUUGACGUCAUUUCAGCUCCCGAAAUUUCACUCAUGCGCUGCUCUGUAGUUUCGUUUUUUGCAAGUUGUCUGUAUUCUAUUUUGUUGGAGCAAUGGAGAUUAAUAGGUAAACAAGAAUGGCUGUUGAUAUCAGGAAUGCACAACUUAAUAUUAUUGAAAAUAAUCAGCAAUCAAAUUUAUCAAUUGCAAAAAUGAGAUGGAAGAUGCUUGCAAGGGCACUACAGGAAGGAAAAGUUCAGGAUUCAGUCCUCUUCCCUUGUUCUGUUAGGCAAUUUACAACAUUUGGCCUCAUCCAUAUGCAAACAACUGAAGAGACUGCUAAUGAUAACGCUAGAGACAAGUGGUAUAUGUGCUCUUGCUUAGAAGAACCAAGAUUGAAAUUAAAAAUAAAGUUAGUAUCUGGAAGAAUAUCAUCUGAAGAAUUAAAAGGGUUUGAUAAUACCGGAAAUGUGUGUGUCUGGCCUUCUGAAGAAGUAUUGACUUAUUAUUGUAUGAAAAACAAAGAAUUAUUUGGGGGGAAAAGCGUGUGUGAAUUAGGCGGUGGCAUGACUUCCCUCAGCGGUUUAGCGGUUGCAGCUACUGCUGGUGCAACUGAAGUGUUUGUGACAGAUGGAAACAUAAAAUGUGUUGAAAAUGUUCAACAGAUAAUUGAACAAAAUCAUCAGUACUUUGGAGCAACACAUGUUGUUUCCCGUCACCUAAGAUGGGAUGUUGAAGAAGAUUAUUCAGAUUGCAGAUCAAGAUUUGAUGUAGUAAUUUGUGCGGACUGUCUCUAUUAUGAUGAUGGUAGAGCCGCACUUUCUGCCACAAUUGGGAAAAUUCUGAAAAAUAAUGGAGUUGCUGUUAUUUUAGCACCAACUCGAGGGAAAUCCUUUCAGUCCUUUGUUGAUUUAGUACAAAAAGAUUUCAUUGUAGAGAGAAUCAUGUCCUAUGAUACACAUGUGUGGGAUCUCAAUUGCCGACUGAAAGAAGCAAAAACUAGUAUUUACCAUGAAGAUCUCCAUUAUCCUCAGAUGCUUAUUUUAAGAAAAUGUUAAUGCAGCAAGAUUUGUGAAGAUGUCAUCCAUUCAAACCAACUUAGCAAACCAAACUUCAUCUUCCAUUUCAGUAAAUAGAAAUGCGUCUUAAUAUCAUUCAAAUUGGUUCAUGCCAAACUUUUUCGUCCACAACCAAUUGUCAAGAACUCCAAUCAAUUUGAAUCGACUUCAUCAAGCAGAAUGGAAAAACAAUUUCGUACUUAUCAUUUUCCCCAUCUUCCUUCUUAAUGAUUUACCAUUUGUAUGUUCAAAUGUUUUCUUGAAAGAAAAAAAAAACCUACUAUUUACUUUCAUAUUUUACAAGGCAGAAAAAAGAAAUCUGAAUAUUAUAUUAUUGGUUAAAUGAUUAUUUCUCCCUGAUGAUUAUGGUUCUCUUAACUUAAUAAAAAAAAAACGAAACUGUAUUAAGCAGUCUUGCUACAUUAUUUUAUCUCUCUGAAAUAAUGUUUUUUUUUUUUAUUUCAUACAUUUAUUUUUUCAGUGAUACUCAUUGUUUAAUUUCAAUUCUUGAAUCUAUUUUGGGUGUUGGAUGUAUUAUAUUUUCAAGAAAUUUAAUUAUAUCCUUGGUUAUUGUAGAACACUUAAAAAAUAUCAAUCUUUUAACAUGAUUUUAAGUUAAGCACCUAAUUUUUUUUUAUAAAUCUACUCAUAGGACCUUGGGAGUAAAAGCAUUUUUUUCUGUGUUUGAGUAUCUAAAUUACUUAGAUAUAAAAUUUACCCUAUGUACUGCAUUUUAUCUUUUUCAAAUGACAUCUUACUUGUAAAAGCAAAAGAAAAUCAGAAAUGACAGGUUACUUCUAACAGGAAGGCUACUUCUUUUUUAAAAAAAAUUUAUUUGAAUUAUUAAUAUUUUGUUAAUAACUGUGAUACUAUUAAAAGAUCUUCCUUUUCUUUCAAAUGUAAGUUUAAAUCAUUAACUUUUGUCAUUUUAAGUGUAUAAAACCAACAAGAAAAAGUUUUUUCAAAUGAGUUAGGGAUUGUCAAUAUUACAUUGUGUAAAAAAAAGCUUUUAUCUCAAAUUUAUAAAAAUUAAGGAAAAGGCAAAUAUAUCCUACCAGAAAUAAAGGUAGGUUUUUAGAAAAGUUUAUGUAGAGCAAUCUAGUCCUUUAUUUUGAAGUCACCUGACAAUUGUCACAAAAAUAGAUUAGAAUUUUUUCAAACAAAUUUUUUAAAUUAUGAAUGUAUCAACUUCCUAAUAUGAUUUUUUAAAAAAUAGUGUAAUUAUUUUGACUUACUAUUGUAUACAAGUGUCAUCAGUAAUAUUAUUUGUUCAAAAUCAUUACAAGAAACAUAUUUUGCUAUUUAAAGUAUUGAAUUACUGGUCUUAUUUUGAAUUUCGUUCUCUUUUUCUUUAUUUUCAAUUAAUUAUUCUGUAUACACAUUAAAACAGAGCUUACUAGAACAGUAUAUAUUUUGAAAAAUGGACCAUAUAAUCUUAAUUUUUGAAUGUUUAAUGACUAUGAAACAUUCUGAAAAUUUCAAUUCUCUAUAAACAUUAGAUAUUUUUAAAGAUCGACCAUGUAUGUUAAUUUUCUUUUAAAAAAUGUGAAAACUUUAAUUUACAAAUGUUAAGUAAGGCUAGCAUAUGUAAUUUACUGUGCAUAAUUUUUAAUUUUGCAUUCAAAACCAGCAUUUUUCAAAUAUUGAGCAAGUUUGAAUGAAUCAUGUCUUGUUAUAUUAUGUUCUAGAUGGUGUUGUGGGAUUGGAAUAAACUGUAUACUAUUGUAUAUCAUUUGCUAAGACAGAAUGCAAAGGCUUUAAAUCUUGUAUAUAUAAAUUAAUUAGUUUAUUAAAGACUUGUAAAUAUAAAUUAAUAUAUAUAUCGUAAACAUAAAUCGAUGGAUGAAAAUGGAUUCUUUUAUUUAUUAACAUUUGUUGUUGAAAGUUGUAAUGUUGGUGUUUAAAUUUCCUGUGUUAGAAGUUUGUAUUAUUUCACUCCACUGUUAAAAAUGUAAUUAUGUAGAUAUUCAUAUAUUUAAUAACAUUAAUUUGAGCUGGAACUAUGUAAAGUUAAACAUUUGUAAUGUAUAUAUUUUCAUCAUUUUUAGUUCAAUAAUUAGUUCAAUAUUAUGCAUAUGAAACAGCAUUCAUUAUCUAUUUUAUUUUUCACCUCUUUAAAAACUAACGCUAGUUGUUGCCUUUGAAGAAGAGACAUAAAUUUGUGUUCUUUUAUUAAAAUCUUCGAAAAUUAAACUAUUUUAAAGAAAUGUAUUUAUUACUAAACUUAGAUUUCAUAGUUAUAAAUCUAAUUUCAAGUCAAACUAUGAGGAAAUUUUAUUAUUAAAAUACAUUGAUUGCAACCAAUAAAAAAACUGGAUUAUAAGAUCAAUCGCUUUUUAAAAUUUAAAUUGGCACGAACAAAAUCUUGCAAUAUCAAACCAUUCUUCAAUAAAAUCAUUAUUAGUGUUUUCUAAAAUCCAAGCUUUUGAUAGGGAUACGUUUUAAAAAUAGAAAACUCUAUGUUUUCUUUUCUGAAUAAUUUGAAUUUUCUCAAGUUUUGUAGCAUAUAAAUUCCAUUUUGCCCUAAGAAAUGAAAAGAACAAAGUGAAAUUCUGUAAAAAUAAAAUAUAAAUGUAGUAGUUCAUUUAACUUUCAACUGUAUUUGUAAUGUUUAAAUUUGAAACAUUUUUUCUCCGUGUAAAUAUUUGGGUUUAUAAAAUUAAAUGUUCUCAGAACAAACGUGAUUUCAACACAUGGUGGGCACUAUACUGCCUUUAUGUACUGUAAAACUCUAAUUAUCUAUAUCAUCUUUGAAAAAAGAAAUUUAAAAAAAUAGGGAUAGCUACAAAAUAUCAACGAAAUACAAAUAUUAAUGGUUCUAAAUAAUUAUAAAUUAUUUAUUUAUCUGUGAAAAUCUUUAAAGUUGAAAAAAAUAGCUGUGUUUUUCUGUUCCGAAGCUGUAUUCUCAAAUUAAGUUUAGCAAUAGUUAUAACCAUGACUGCUGUUUCGUAUGACAUUUGUGUCGUACAACAAAUAUGGUCAAUCGGGGGCUGUUAUUUUGAUAUGAUGAAAUGGAGCAAACUAAAGAUAUAGUCCAGGCAUGUAUUUUGUUAAAAGUUUAAAAAUUUUGACUAUUCUGAAAACAAUAUUUUUUUAAAAAAUUUUUCAAUCUUUUUCUUACUAUUCUCAACGAAAAGAGCUAAUUCUUAACAAAGACACCAUUUUUCUUUAGUGAUUUCAAGCACUGAGAGCAUGUCUCAAAUUUACUCUAUAUUGUUGUUUUGGUUGCAAAACUUUAAAUCUCUUUUACAAUUCAAUAAAAAAUACAUUUCAUCUGUGACAUCAAUUUUUCUUAUAAUUACCAAUGAUUAUACAUAUUUUUUACCUAUAAUAUUUAGUUUUUGAAAAGUUUUUAAGAUUUUACCAAAGUAAUUUUGAGAACUCACGAUGAUAAAAGAGUCUGACAAGUCUUUACGAUAAUGAGCUUUAUUUAUUAAAUAAUAAAUUAAGGGGUAAAAAUUAUUUACCACUCCAGACAAAAUUUACCCCAAUUAUUAUUUUUUUUUAAAUGUUGAUCAGUACUUCUAUAAUGUUUUAAAAUAAAAAUUUUACUUAUUUGUUAUUGUUUUUUUAAUAUUAAGUAAAUCAGUUUAGUGGAUUUAAGUAGAAUCUGGAUAACCAUGAAAUAAGAGCUUAACUUUUGCUAGGCAAAUAUAAAAGUUAUGUAACCUUGUUUUUGUUUCGUCUAGUCACGGAUUAAGUAUUAAAACCUUGACUUACAUUACGUUCAAAUUUUUAUUGUGUGUAACAAAUUUCAAAUUUAACUGGCUUACAUCAAAUAUCAUUUAUCUGCUUGAAUAUUGUUAAAGUUUCAUUGCAGUUCAGUGGUUAAAGGCACUGAACUGUCAUUUUUGAUAGACAGGGAUUCAGUUCACAGUUGACUUAAAGCCCACCAAACUUUACAAUGAUGGGUAACAUCUUGUCUGGCAUGAUUCAUUGCCACAAUCAUGCUGUUGGUCACAAAAUUGUGGAGUCAUAGUCUCUGUGACCUUUCAACUAACAAUGAGCUGUAACUGGAUUGCUUUAUUUUAUGUUUAAAUCUAAAAUGAUUUUGAUUUUUAUCAAGAGAAGCCUGCACCCACAUUUUUUUUUAAUUUAAUUUUUUCUCUCCAAUAUAUUACAUAUUAGCCCUGAUUGACCCUAUAUGUUUCUUCAAAACGCAUAUCAUUUUUAGACAUAAUUGUUUUUCCUUUUAUAACUGUUUACUAUUUAUUUUUUAAAACUGAAAAUUGAGCUUCAAUCUUAAUAAUUCAUAAUCCCAUAUGCCAUUAGAUGCACAUAAGAGAUAAGAUUCCUGUAUUAUCUAGUCAGAGUAGUUAUGAUUUCUGCUACUCAUAAUGCGUACCUUACAUUAAGGGUGUUUCAUGUAGCUUGUUUACAUGAGAUUUCAAAAACGCCCCUGAAAACUACAUAAGAACCAUUCAUAUACAUUUUCUUUGUGCCACUCAAACAAAUAUUUUUGAAAGCUAGUAAAUAUUAGUCAAUUGUGUUUUAAGAGGAGAAUUGUUUCAUCAAAAAUAUUUGUUUAUUUUUGUUGGGUUCUAUUUGUGAAUGUUUAUUUGAAUUAUGAAACAAGUUUGUAGUUACUUGAUGUAUCGUUAUGAUAAGAUAUAUAAAUAAAUUCAUUUCAGUCAGAUCAA